AUGGAGACCUUCGAGAUCAAUGAUCCAAAACCCAAGAAGAGAAAUGGGGUAAACUGCUUCAUGGCAAUAGUAUCUACCUACCUGAUUCUACUCUCCGUGGGCACUGGGCUGCUGGUGGUGCAAGUUCUGUAUUUGCAGGAGCGGCUCUUGAUCCUGGAGAAUUACUUUACCAAUGAAACGGUGGCCACCCAGGACAGCCCGUCCUUCUCCUUUUUUCGGUCAGCACAUGUCCCACAUCUGUCUGGCAGUGCACCGAGCCUGCAAGCCCUACAGGCCCAGCUCACCCAGUUUCGCUUCAGGCAGGAGUACCUGAUGCAACAGGUGGACAACUUCACUCAGAGCCCAGAGCUGUUCCGGCUCAAAGGUGAACAAGGAGCUCCAGGUCUCCAGGGUCACCCAGUUAAGGGGUCAAUAGGGCUCCCAGGGCAUGCCUGGCAACCCCCAGUCACCAGCUAAGAAGGGGCUGAGGGAGCCAUGGGAUGCAACAGAGCCUCCGUUACAGGCCCUCCGGGACCCCAAGGCCCACAAGGAGUCAAGGGCGAGGCAGGUCCCCAAGGCUCCAAAGGCACUCCAGGAAAGCAAGGAGCCACUGGAUCCCCAGGACCCCAAGGAGCAAAGGGCAGCAAAGGCGAUGGGGGUCUCACUGGCCCGAAAGGAGACACUGGUGUCAAGGGAGACAAAGGAGAUGUGGGCCUUCCAGGAAGCAAAGGGGACAUGGGUGUAAAAGGAGACACAGGUGUCAUGGGACCUCCUGGAGCCCAAGGAAGUAAAGGUGAUUCAGGAAAGCCAGGGCCUCCAGGUGUGACUGGAAUUCCUGGGCUCAAAGGAGAUCAAGGUCAGCCUGGACCCAGAGGUCUUUUAGGACCUCCAGGAGCAGCAGGACCCCCAGGUGCCAAGGGUGAUCCUGGCAGUUCUGGUUCCACUGGACUGACAGGACCACCAGGGAUGCCCGGGAGCCCAGGACCAGCAGGCAUGAAAGGAAGCAAAGGGGACACAGGAUUUCAAGGACAGAAAGGAACAAAAGGAGAAAGUGGAGUUCCAGGCCUUGCAGGCAUGAAGGGAGAAAAGGGAAGCCCAGGGCCGGCAGGCCUCAAGGGUGCACCUGGGCCCAUCGGUCCAAAGGGAGAACCCGGAAUGAAAGGGUCUUCUGGGCAGAAAGGACAACAGGGAGAAAAAGGUGAAAAAGGCCAAAGCUUAUCAUUCGCCAGGAUCAUCGGCUCUUACACCCAGGGCAGGGCUGAAGUCCACUAUAAUGGUGUCUGGGGAACAAUUUGCGAUGAUGACUGGGACAAUAGCGAUGCCACUGUCUUCUGCCGUAUGCUGGGAUUCUCCUCAGGAGUCGCCAUUUACAAUGUGGGAGCUGGCACUGGACAGAUCUGGCUGGACAAUGUUAACUGUAAAGGGUCAGAGAAGACCCUGUGGGACUGCAGCAAGAAUAACUGGGGUUCUCACAACUGUGGACACAGUGAGGAUGCUGGUGUAAAGUGCAGCUGA
This is a messenger RNA of Condylura cristata (star-nosed mole), 1494 nucleotides long. RefSeq names its product macrophage receptor with collagenous structure (gene MARCO). The record is from RefSeq and is a predicted model, not a curated record. Gene Ontology annotation, cellular component: membrane. The transcript has 19 exons. NCBI's taxonomy places the organism in Eukaryota, Metazoa, Chordata, Mammalia, Eulipotyphla, Talpidae.